GGGUUUUUCUGUCUCCUUGCUUCCUCAGAGACUCUUCAAGGAAAUCGAUUUCUUCUGCAAGUAUGAGGCCGGUGUUCGUCGGGAAUUUUGAGUAUGAUACUCGCCAAUCGGAUCUUGAACGAUUGUUCGGCAAGUACGGGAGAGUGGAGCGAGUCGACAUGAAGUCUGGAGCAUUCUCCAAAGGAGUUGCCAACUUCUUCCUGCAAAUAUAUUCCCUACGUUUUCAUGCCUACCUUUAUCAUGUUGUGCCUACAAUCUUCGCUGAGUCUAGAGAAACUUUGGAAGUCAAUUGAAUCCAUCAUCCCAUUGCCUUGUUUCUUCUUCAUGGCUUCCAUAUCUGAACUCCUACUUGUCAGAAUGGUGAAGCUGGCCUUAGCAAUCAUUCAGAAUUGAAAAAAAAAAUCGGAUUUUACUACCUUUUGAUAGGCUACUACUACUACACAUCUUUAUUUUUCUACUACCUCAUGGAACGCCUCUACAUCUUUAUGUACACCAGCCUUCACAUUGAUGCAGGUUAUGCUUUUGUGUAUUUUGAGGACGAGCGUGAUGCUGAAGAUGCAAUCCGUGGGAUCGACAAUACCCCUUUUGGCUACGAGAAACGCAAGCUAUCAGUUGAAUGGGCCAAGGGUGAACGUGGGAAGCCUCGUGAUGGAAGGUCAGCCUCGAAUCAGAGGCCGACGAAGACACUCUUUGUCAUCAACUUUGACCCUAUUCGCACAAAAGAGCGUGAUAUUGAGAGACACUUUGAGCCGUAUGGUAAAGUUCUCAAUGUCCGCAUAAGGCGCAACUUUGCAUUUGUUCAGUUUGCAACCCAAGAAGAUGCAACCAAGGCCCUUGACUGUACACAAAACAGCAAAAUAAUGGACCGGGUUGUUUCUAUUGAGUAUGCUUUGAGGGAUGAUGAUGAAAGAGAAGACAGAUAUGCUGCUAGCCCAAGAAGGAGAUCUCCUAGUCCAGUGUACCGGAGGCGUCCCAGUCCUGACUAUGGUCGUCCUCGUAGUCCUGAAUAUGACAGGUACAAGGGUCCAGCUCCUUAUGAAAGGCGUAGGAGCCCCGAUUAUGGGCGUCGCAGUCCAGACUAUGGCAGAGCUAGAAGCCCAGGCUAUGACAGAUACAGGAGCCGGUCUCCUUAUGGAAGAGCAAGAGGUUGAAGAUGUUGUUCUGCGCAGAUGGCCACACUACCGUUUGUAACCCAUGGCGAGAGGGGGCAUAGGUCCAACGUUCAGAUUUUUUUUUUUUUUUUUUUUUUUUUGCUCUAGUAUGUUUUCAAACAUUGAUUAAAAAGACUCAUAAUCUCUAUUAUCCUUUUUUAAGACUCGUAUCUACAUCUAUGUGAUAACAGAAAUUUCUUCUUCUUUUUUUAUGUUUUAUAAAUUUUGUUUCACAUAAAAUAAAUUGAAAGAGACAUGGAAUU
This is a messenger RNA of Eutrema salsugineum, 1414 nucleotides long. RefSeq names its product serine/arginine-rich splicing factor RS31A. Gene Ontology annotation, cellular component: nuclear speck. Bases 465 to 1151 code for a protein of 228 amino acids. Gene Ontology annotation, biological process: mRNA splicing, via spliceosome. Gene Ontology annotation, molecular function: RNA binding. NCBI's taxonomy places the organism in Eukaryota, Viridiplantae, Streptophyta, Magnoliopsida, Brassicales, Brassicaceae. The transcript is spliced from 7 exons. The record is from RefSeq and is a predicted model, not a curated record.